AUGAUAAGCAAGAAAGCACACCACCGUUCAUUAUCAACUAUUGAACCACCACAAUUUUUAUCUACAAAAGAGGUAUUUAUUUCUCCAAGGGUUUCUCUUGCUGGUUUUCCAAGUCAAGGAUUUUCUUCACCACCAACGUCACCAAGAAACAAUAAAAGAAUAAUUAUUUCUAAGUCAUUUCCAUCAACAGCAUUUAAUAAAUUAAAUUUCUUAAUUGAUAAGUCAAAAGCAGGCAAGUUUAUUCCUCAAUGUAAACUACCUACUAUUAUAACUCAAAAAAUAGAUGAAUGUGUUGAUGUUGCAUCAUUAGUUAAUUUAGUUGAAACUUAUGAAAUAUAUUUCAUAGAAAAUAUAAAAGAAAUUGAUUUAACCAAACCAAGAAUGGUUUUUUGGAGAAUGGAAGAAACACAUAGAAAUUUAUUUACUAAAUUGUUUGAUGGAAUCAAAACAAAUUCAAUUGUUAGUUCUGUACUUAUUCGAUUUCUUGUUGAAAAAUAUGACCAACAAUCAGAACAGAAUAUUAUAACUGACUUUCUUAAUAAAAUAAUAUUAAACAAAGAUGAAAUAUUUUCUUCAAAUGGAGACCCAGUAUAUAGAAGUGAUGGAAACAUUCUUGCAGCAAGUAGUGAAGUAUUAAUAGAUUUAAUGUUUGACAUAAAUGAUAGUCAAAGUAUUUUUGAUAUCAUGUUAUAUUCUAAUGCAUUAGUCAUGAAACCGUAUGAAUAUGUUUUAAAAUUAAAAAAGAAACAUUUAGAGUUAAAAGAGGUUAUAGAGAAAGAGUCACUUGAAUUAGUUAGAACAAAAAUAGAAAAAGCUAUAUUAUUACUUGUAGAGAUAAAUAAAUUAGAUGAUGAAACAAAAGAGUUAAUACAGGAAAUUUUUUCUGAUAAAAUCUAUUCUGAAGAAUUUACUGAAAAAUUACAAACUUGUUUAUAUCCAAAAAUUGAAGUUUUUAGUCUUCCUCAGUACAAAAGAACAGUUAAUGAUAGUACCAAUCAACGCAGACGUCGUAACACUAUUAGUUCAAGAAAUGGUUUACCAGUAAAUAUUCAGUACAAAUACGAGAAUAUUAGGUUUAAAAGUAUUAAAAGAAGAAGUGAAGAAAUAUUAGCACCUACAGUAAAACGAAUAUAUGAAGAACUAAUUAUUCCAAGAAAAAAAAGAAGUGAUCCUAAUCAAAUACUAGCUCUAGAAGUUAUUAAUACAGAUAAUAUUUGUGAUUUAGGAGUAGAUAUAUUAACUCAACAAUUUAUUUUUAGAGAUAUUAAAAUUCUUCAAUUAAUAUCAAUACAAGAAGUUAUGCUUGCUGACAAAGCACCUUCAAUACAACAAGCCAUUGAGACAUUAGUUAUUAUAGAAAAAUUAAUACUACAACUUAUAGUUGAUAAAAGCACUUUCAAAUUGUUUAUUAAAAUUGCAAUGAAAUGUUGUGAAUUAGGAGAUUUUAACAUUGGCUUUAUAAUGUACUCUUGUGUAGUUCAAAUUUCUGUAAAAAAUCCAUCAUUUCUUAAUGAACUUAAAAAGAGUAAGCUUAUAUUUGAACGUCUUCAAGAAUUGUUUUCUAUAUCAAAGAAUCACCAAAGUUAUAGAGAAGAAUUUGAAAAAAGAGAACCAGCUUAUCGUAUUCCAAUAUUAACAAUUUGGAUUCAUGACAUGUUAUCAUCUCUUGAAGAAGAAACUAAGAUAGAGUAUCGUUUCAAUGUAAGAAAAUUAAAAAACGUUUCUCUAUGUAUUAAAACUAUGAUAGAAUUAAAGACAAUAAAAAUUGCUGUUGAUUGUAUUUAUCCUGUACAGGAUUUUCUCUGUCAGUUUUCAUAG
Molecule: messenger RNA, 1818 nt
Organism: Entamoeba nuttalli P19
Lineage: Eukaryota; Evosea; Mastigamoebida; Endamoebidae
Exons: 2
Coding region: 1-1818 (605 amino acids)
Biological process (GO): small GTPase-mediated signal transduction
Molecular function (GO): guanyl-nucleotide exchange factor activity
Source: RefSeq, a predicted model, not a curated record